Messenger RNA from Puccinia triticina, 1680 nucleotides. RefSeq lists its product as uncharacterized. The transcript has 9 exons. Gene Ontology annotation, molecular function: RNA binding. The record is from RefSeq and is a predicted model, not a curated record. NCBI's taxonomy places the organism in Eukaryota, Fungi, Basidiomycota, Pucciniomycetes, Pucciniales, Pucciniaceae. Bases 1 to 1680 code for a protein of 559 amino acids.
AUGAGCCGGUCUGCCCGGGGAGAUGAGGACGGCAUACGUAUCUGCACCCGGCGCCGCUCGAGCCUGCCCCACCCGCACCUCCUAAGAACCCCGGAUGUGUCCGGCGGCCGACGACCAAUGGCUGAGCUGAGACAACUGAGUUUCGCCGGAGCAUCCCCCAUCUCCACCCUGGAUGCGCUCUUCGAAAGCCUCCGCCGAGGCUCUGCGUUGCCACACCCGCCCGGACCCCGUUUUUCAGAUGCGCUUGAGAUGCUGACUGUCCGCUUUACUCCGACCCCGCCCGCUGUCUCUGUCCCCCUUUCGCCGACGUCUCUUCGGGAGCGGCCGUGCAGGACGUUGUUCGUCCGGAAUGUCAAGUAUGAGACUGACUCUCAAGAGGUCCGCGAUAAGUUCGAACAGAUGGGCGAGAUCAAGAUAUUUUUUGACCUGAUCUCCACCCGAGGGAUGGCCUUUAUUACUUAUUAUGACCUGCGAGCAGCGACGAUGGCCAAGCAAAGGCUGCAGGGCACGGAGGUCUCUGGCCGGCCGAUCGAUGUGCAUUACUCGUUGCCCAAAGACAACGAGCUCGAGCGACGCUGCGACCGGGACAAGAACCAGGCCACCCUGUUCCUGUCCAUCAACGAAGCCAGCAGGCCGAUCAUCGACGGCGAGCUGCGGGCCAAGUUUGAGAUCUACGGCGAGAUCAGGAGCAUCAAGCCCUUCAAGGACUCUCCCUACCAAAGGUUCGUCGAGUAUUGGGACACCAGGGCGUGCGAGAGCGCCCAUGAUAGCCUCGUCGGAGCGCAUUAUCUCGGCGGACAGCUGGAGCUCAAGUUUGCGUGGGACACCGGCAUGGUUCCCAAAGGGCGACCAGACUGGCGCGCUGGACAGGACGAGGACAGGGCCGAGUUCUACGGGCCGAAUGACGGCCCAGAUUAUUACGAGCACGACGACGACUAUCCCGCGCACAAUGGCACCCGAGAUACAGGUAAUGGCAACGGAUAUAGGGCCCCUCAGAUGGCACAGCCGUACAACUCGACGCACAUCGGAAAGGAGAUCGACGAGCAGCGUCUCAGCCAAGCCCAGAAGGUGCAAGAGCUGCUGGAGUCGCUGACCAAGGCCGGUGCGAAUGGGCAUUUGAAUGGCGCAAGCGGGCCGGGGCCUCUGGUGAGCAACUACCCGAGCGAGCCUGCGGCGGCGGGCCCGAAGCCGAUGGGCCCGCCGGGGUUCCAGCUGGGGACGGCCCUCCCGAGCAACUUCGUGCCGAACUACCCGGCCUAUCCGGCCGCCCCGGCGCCCGAGUACGGCCAGCCGACCGCCGCCCCGGCCCCUCCACAGGGCCCGACCCAGCUGGCCCAGAUCAUGGGCCAGCUGUCCAGCUUUUCCGCGCCCACCGGAGCCCCCACCGGGCCCGCACAAGGCCCCCAGCAAGCCGCGCUCUCCAAGCCCAUCCCCACCGCCCCUCGGGCCAUGCAAGCGGCCGCCGCUAUCGCCAGCCUCUCGUCCGUCGCCGCACAGAACCAGGGCCCGGCCCCCGCUCCGCCCCCCGCCCUAUUCUCCGCCCCGGCCGCCGCAGCUCCCACAGCGAAUCCGCAGGCCGCCGUCCAGCAACUCCUGGCCCUCCUCGUGAGCUCCCCCCUCCCCACGUCUCUCGCUCCCGCCCCCUCCCGCUCCGCUCCUCCACCUCCCCUGCACCGCUAA